AUGGCCUCUGCCCAUAGCCAUUACCAUCGAUCAACGUCGUACGAGACGUGGGACAACGAUCGCGGUGAGGACCCUUCGCCGCUGAAGCCCCAGGCAUACCCUCAGGCACGCAGUCGCAGCGCUCGACCUCCACCUCCGAGAACACCCUCCAGAGUUCGUCCUCAUCGUGCGAGAUCACCUUCCAGGCUCCGCAAGCCAUACACAUCCAACUGUGCCAGACAAAGAUGGCCACCGUCCCCAAGGGUAGAGGAUGAAUCUGCAUCGUUGAAAAAGGAGUUAUCAAAAGAAGGCAAGCCAAUACCAGUCGGCGUUGAGGAUGACGGAGUCCAAAUGCGGGGAACCCCGGACCAACAACCAAUAGUCAAGGAUGCCGAUGAUGAUACAGAGAGCUUGGCUUCCACCUCUUCCUCAGAGGGUUCUGGCCCUGCAACACCACUAAGCCCGGUCAAUGACAGUCAGGAUAGUCACUGCAUCCGGAAAUCAGAGGAUGUUGAUCAGAUCCCACUGACCUAUGGCGGGCCAAGGAACCCUUCAACGACAUCCCAAAGACAUGCACCCGUGCCUCAGCGGAACGAGAGAGGAAGGAGGGAUGUUCCCAAACUGGACACAGACUUCGCACGGGACAAGUCAAGAGGCGAUGCUCCACCCCCUUUGGAGCGUGCGAGGUCACCUUAUGCAUCUGGACCGCGACCGUCAAGGCCACAGGAAGACCGCUUUUCCGCUGAACACAUGCUCUCUCCCGAAAUCAUGAGUCCUAGAGUAAAGUACGCGGAGAACCAAAGAUCUCAUUCAUAUUACGAUCCAAGGAUUGCAAAGGAUGACAGUUCUAGAGACUUAGACCAAAUCAAACAUGACCCUAAGAAAUCCGGCCGCCCUGCAUUGGCUUCAUCAGGCAGGCAUGCAUCAGCCUAUGAUACUGGAAGCGCGACAUAUGAAAGCACCAGGGAAAGGUACAAAGAUAGAGAGAGAGACCACAGGAACGAUAGCUAUCAUCAUCCUACACGCCCGCCAUUGGCUCCGUUGGGCAGACAUGCAUCAGCGGCACCAGCAUAUCCAGGAGCGCCUUUCUCUUCCAGGACGGUACCGCUGCAGCCUGGGUAUCGUCAUGGAUCCUCUGACGAAUCCGACGCCAGCCGCGGCUCUGGCAGACACCAUGAAGGACCUAACACGCUUUCGGCACAGGACUCGCCCAAGUCUUCGACUCCACACUUCAACGAUUGCCCUCAACAGCGACAUAGCUCUAGGCAGCCUACACCAACCCCGCCUGAAUCAGCCGCAGAACACAAAGGACCUGCCACUAAUCGCGCAUCGCUUCUGAGUGGGGACUUCCUUCUGGGCAUAAACGCCCGGCUCGAGCACGACAUAGCUGGUGCACGAAAAGCUUCGCCUCGGCCUUCUCCACACCCUUCCCCAAUGGCUUCACCCAGAGGUUCCCCCACAACGUCGCCUUACUCCUCUCCUCCUAGAACGCCACCAAAUGAGGUCCACCAUCGCCGAACGCACACCAUUACUGGCCUGAAAAACGAGAUACAAAGAUCAAGGCCGCCCUCGCCCUUGUCGAACAAUUCAACGCCAAGGACUCCUAGGACUCCAGGUACAGGAGUCCAUCCGGUUGAAGCAGAUAUGACUGAAAGGCCCCGACGCACUACCCCAAGAUCACGGAUGACGACGCCUUUACCUUCUCCGACCAAUAUGGUGGAGCCAGAACCUAUCCUUGGGCCCGGGAUAAGCAUUCGAUCACCAUCCCCAGCGGUGCGUGCUGAUUACCGCUCCAAUGGAAUCCAUGAAGCGCGGUAUGCAGCGAGUAGGCACGCAUCUAUUGCACCCACAGCACCGGCUCCAGCUCCAGCUCCAGCUCCAGCUCCAGCCCCAGCCCCAGCCCCGGCCUUGGCUCCGUCUUCGACGUUGAGACCCGGAUUUUCAGGACGUCAGCGAUCGGCCUCGUACACCGACGUUCGCCCGCAGUUAACAGUAAGCACGCCAUCAUACUUGCAGCCAGCUGAGUCAACACGCUCUCCCGGAACACGAUCGAGACCUUCGUCUCCAAGCAUUUCGUCGCCCAGCGAUAGGUACAAGCCAGCGAAGUUCGAACAAUCGUCUCUCGGCGCGAGAUCGAACACGCAUGUCCCAAGCUCCCAACCUGAUCAGAUUCCCCAACGUCCGCAACGAUCGAGAGCGAACUCUUAUGUACCAGAGGUUUAUGCUGCAGCGGCAAGCUCGAGGCCAUCAGUUCUAGCUUCAGCUUCUAGUGCGUCCAAUAGCGGAUCAAGGUCGUCAGCACCAUUUCCUUCAACCGUUGUAGCACAGCCACAACAGCCAGUCAUACUACCUCUGUGCCCAAGGCCGCAACCUGUUGCUGGCUACAAGGACUGGUACACUCUCCACGGAUGCCAUCGCUUUGCGAUCUGCCCGGACUGUCUUCAUAAUGUCUUUGGUGCUCGGUACAGUCAUCAUCUGAUGCCGCGAGCUCCAGAACCACAUGGCGAAAAGACAAUCUGUGACCUCAACGACCCCUGGAUCCGCCUAGCGACUCAAAUGACCAUGAACGAAAACCGUCCAAAUCUAGAGCUCCUUACGGCCCUGGCUAAAACGACCGCAAAGCAGCGGCCGUGCAUGGAAGACAGACCAAUUGCUCGCCACCAUUGGUACCGGCUCGAAGACGAUCAAACCAGUAAACAUAUUCCGGACUUCAACGUCUGCCAGCACUGCGUCUACAGCCUUGAGAGUAUCUUCCCCGUCCUCGAAGAAGUCUUCUACGUAUCUAGGGGCCACCACGGUGAAGCCAAAGAACGAGUCUGCUCUCUGCGAUCUGACGGCCACAACUUUGUUCAAUACAUCGAUGUACUCGACCAAGUAGCCGCUGAAGCACGAAGAUCCCACAAAGAGCCCAACACCGCUCCACUCGCACGACUGGUCAAAAAGCUCACACACGAGCCCGAAUCUCCCAAAACGCGAACGCCACCUAAAUCCUCGAGUAACCAAAUCGUUCCCAAAUGUCCCCGCGACCAAAUGCUCCGCAAUCUCCCCUGGCACAUCCACCCGCACAUCCCGGAAUUCACAAUCUGCCCCUCUUGCUACACUGACGUUGUCCUCCCCGCCGUGACCGACGGCUCCUCCAUUGCCCGCGCCAUCGACCAGUCGCCACACAAAGUCGAUCAAGGAGCCAGCUGCCACCUCUAUUCAUCCCGCAUGCGAACUGUUUUCAAUGAAGCGUGCGAGGAUGACGAUUUCGAGCAUUUGCGACAUACGGCGCAUAAGCGGCAUUUGUUGCAGCAAGAUUUGCUGGAUGUGUUUGAGGAGGGGAGGAGGCAUCCGGAUGAUGAGGAGGUAAAGGAGAGGGGGAAGGCGUUGUACGAGGACUGGACGCGGAAGGAAUGA
This is a messenger RNA of Letharia columbiana, 3378 nucleotides long. RefSeq lists its product as uncharacterized. The record is from RefSeq and is a predicted model, not a curated record. Bases 1 to 3378 code for a protein of 1125 amino acids. Lineage: Eukaryota; Fungi; Ascomycota; Lecanoromycetes; Lecanorales; Parmeliaceae. The transcript has 2 exons.